Dermatophagoides farinae (American house dust mite) is the source of this 2419-nucleotide messenger RNA. The record is from RefSeq and is a predicted model, not a curated record. NCBI's taxonomy places the organism in Eukaryota, Metazoa, Arthropoda, Arachnida, Sarcoptiformes, Pyroglyphidae.
CAUUUAUUAACAAGUGUGUUUUUUUUAUAUCAGUGUGUGUGUGUGUGUGGUUUGUGUCCAUAAAUCUCUGCUGCCCAUACAAAUCAUUUUGUUGCUUCUUCAUUACAAAGCUGCCAUUAUAGAGAUAGGUUUUUUUUCAAAAUUUAAUUUAAAUUAACAAUAGCCACCGAAUAUAAAAUGGCUACUUUAUCACCGUUUAUCAAAACGGUACCAUCUUCAUCAUCAACAUCGAUGAUUACGAACCAUAGUGGAACCAUUACGAAAACAUCACCAUCAGGUUGUCUUUCAUUAUUAUCAAGCGAUAUUGAAGAAGAUUUAGGCAUACUUGAUUUAAAUGCACGGGAAUUUAAUUAUAUUUGUCGCCAAGAAUAUUGGCUAUUAAAUGAUGAUGAAUAUAAUCCUGAAACAAAUUUUUCCUAUGAUAUUGUACUCGAAUGGAUUGAUGGUUAUACACCAAUGAAAUCUGAUGAAGAUUAUAAGAAAUUUUUUCAUGUUACCAAUAAUGAUAAUAAUCAUCAUCGUUUUCAACAUAAUUUAUCAAUAAAUGGACAUAAUUCUCAUAGAAACCAUUUGACGCCAAUAAAUGGCUAUAAUCGUUUCGAUUAUCUUACAAAAUCUUCGGCUAUAUCACGUACAGCAACCAUAACGAAAAGAAAAAUUGAGAAUAUCAAUAAUAAUAAUGAUAAUCAAUUAAAUACUCCUACCGAUUCUUCGUCGAUGAAUACUACGGUACGUUAUGGUACUAUAACAAAAGGAAUGAUAGCACGUCCAUUUUUGACUAAUAAUAUUCAUACUCGAGAAAUAAAUCGAACGUUUGAUAUAUUCGAAUCAAAAGUUGAAUUCAAUGAAUCGCCCACAAUAUCAAGUUCGGAUGAUAAUGAACAAAUAAGUACAUUGAAUAUUAAUACUCCUAGCAAUAAUCAUAACCCAAUAAAUACGAAUACGAUAACAAGAACUAAUCGUCGCGUAUUAAAUGUUUCUUUGGAUGUUGUUGGACGUAACCAUUCAAAUAUACAACAACGUCUAGAAUGUGAUCUUAGCAAUUUAUCAACAUCCGAAACAGAUCACGGUAGUGAUUCAAAUCAGGUCAAUAAUCUAAUGACAACAUCGGACGAUGUAGUCGAAGAAUUUGGCCUUUCAUCAGACAGUGGCCUUACAGACAAUAAUGAUCUAAAACGACCAUCAUUGAAUCGUACGUUUGACAGAAACAAUGAUGAUGAUGAUGAUAGCCAAAUUGUCAAUAAUUAUAGCCAAACAUUGGAUGCAUCUGAUCGAAAUUAUCCAACAAUUUCUCGAAAUACUUCUAGUACUUUGUUUUUACGACGUGAAGCAAGUCAAGGACAGAUUAAUAACAAUAGAAUUAAUAAUAUAAAUAACCGAACUAUAAGCAGAACACCACAACCAAUGAAACAAGUAUAUCUGGUAUCAUCUAAUGACGAUCUUCUUAGUUCCGACUGUUCAACAUUAUCCUUAAGAUCAUCAACAAUGUCUGGUGGUCGUAGUGAACCGAAUUUAUUGGAUGCACAAAAACGUACAACAAAUGGCUCGGCUCAAUUAUCGAUCCAUAAUAAAAAUCAACAACAACAGCCAAAACCUCGACUAUCACAGAUACAAGUGAUCCAAGCACCGAAAUUUCAAAGUCGCCUAAUGGGUCCGACUGGUAUAGCGGUACCUGCUACUAAUGGUAAUCGAAUAUCACGAAUUGCACUACCAUCGACAAAUGGUGUUUCAUCACAACCAUCAUUGGUAAACAUUCGUAGCAGUGGCAUUCCUGGAAAUAAAACUACAUCCAUAAGAUCUACCAAUAGCUUUGGUAGUAUGGGUUCAAUACGUGAUCAACAACUUCGUCAGAAUCAUCCAUCUCAACAACAAUCAAAUCAAUUUCAAAUGCCACGAGCUGUUAGCCAGAUUAAGCAUCCCAGUUUAUGGAAACAACAAGGGACAAUUACAACGGCCAAAUUUAAUCAACAAUUACGAACAAAUGCCAAAUCAAAUAAAAGACAGCCGAAUGCUCAACAAUUGCAUGGAAUCGGCGGCACACGUUAUGGUAAUGCCAGUGGUGAACAUAGAUAAAUCAACAAAUCUAUGUCGACAGCAGCAGCAACAACAACAGCAACAACAUCAACAACAACAAAAACAAUUGAAUCGUACAAUAAUCACCGCCACUGCACAUCAUCAACCAUCGAGAGGUUUCAAGAUUAAUAGUUGUGACGGCUACGAAGAUAAUUCAUGGCAAGAUGAUUGUUAUUGAAUAAAAAUCAAUAAUCAUUCUAGUCUUUCUAAAUUUAAACCAACAAAAAAAAACAAAUGCAAUUGGUGAUGUGAUUGAUGUUCGAAUUUAUGAAAUGUCUACUAAACAUCUGAAUGUCUACUAUUAUUUAACUAUUAAAUACUGAUAUUGUAAUAAUUGUUUUAUUAU